UGCGCUUCGGCAGCAGACCGAUUCCGUCCAAGAGGGGAGAGGGAGGGAAGGAGCGCAGCGCACAUCCAGCCAGGAGACGGUUGGAUUUUACACAAGAGGAGGAGAAAAACGAGCUGAGGGCGAGGAGAAAGUGUCGGAGAUCACAGGCGGAAGGAGAAGAGAGAAAGAGGCGCUCCUCUUGUGUCGGAAAAUGGAGCUGCCCGCCGCCGGAGAACAUGUCUUUGCGGUGGAGAGCAUCGAAAAGAAGCGCAGGAGAAAGGGGAGAGUCGAAUACCUGGUCAAGUGGCGAGGAUGGUCUCCAAAAUACAACACGUGGGAACCGGAGGAAAACAUCCUGGACCCGAGACUGCUCGAUGCGUUCCAAGACCGGGAACGUCAAGAACAGCUGACGGGAUAUCGGAAAAGAGGACCGAAGCCGAAGCACCUCCUGCUUCAGGUCCCUUCGUUUGCCCGGAGAUCCAGCAUUCUAGCCGACCUACAUGAGGCCUCCUUGGAUGAGGACAACUGUGAGAAGACCAACACCAUCCAAAUGCUUCGUCCCCAGACCCAGCAGUACCAACUGGACAGCAAGAAGCACCACCAGUACCAGCCGCUGUGCAGAGAGCGGGAUGCCGAGCAGCAGACCAACGGCAAGAAGUUCUACUAUCAGCUCCACAGCAAGAAGCAUCACCACUACCAGCCGGACCUCAAGAUGCACGAGCCCAUGUUUGUUAAACCCAAAGAGGUCAGAGCUCCAGAGCUCACCAACCAGGGGUACAACCUGCCCCCGGUGCUGCAGCAAAAAUGGGUCCGGGACAAAGCCUCAGGCUGUCUGACCAAAGUCAAGGAUAUCACCAUGGAGCUGAAGAAGCUCCCAGGAGACCUCAUUGGAAACAAUGCGUCAGAGAAGAUAAUGCCUCCAACUAUGGAGGGCACUUUACCCCAGUCCAACGGCGGCAGCAGUAGUAAACUAAAGAUAGUAAAAAACAAAAAUAAGAAUGGGAGGAUUGUUAUUGUGAUGAGCAAGUACAUGGAAAAUGGAAUGCAAGAACCUAAAAUUAAAGGUGGUGAUUCUGAAAUGGUUGAAAAGACACUACAUGGAGCAGACAACGGUGCAGAGAACCACACUGAGAAGAUGAAGCUCGUCAAAAAACUUGGUCUCAUGAACGGAUUAGCAAAACAGUCCCAAGAUAAAUCAACUUGUCCCAGUUCUGGAUUUAAUGGAGCUUAUCCCAAAGAAAAGGAACAGUAUCCUAAAACGGAAUCAGCUGUGAUGGAACAGGAUAAACAUGUUGAGACUGGACAGCAGGUGCAACCUCCAGAGGAUCAGCCUUUGCAGUUGACGGCUGAGCCGACUGUGGUCUCAUCAACGCCGGAUAGGGGACUUUCCUCCCCACAGGACAAAAGACAGAACCAAGAUGGAUUUAAAGGACUCAAGCGACGAAUAAUGGACACAGACGCUGAGGACGGUGGGGGAAGUAAACGGUUUGUGACAUCUGGGUGUAUCGGAGCUCUGAAUGCAUCACCCAACCAGAACACCAGCACUGACCAAAACGGGCACAAUCUCGGACACCAGGACUGUGGGUACAUAGACCAAGAGGAGCCCAUGGACCUGAGUAUAGUCAAGACUCGACCAAAAGUUACGGAUUCCACAACGACUGAGAGUCACAUGCGGGAUGAUACACAAACACAGACAGACGCACAGGCACCGGCCCAAACGGCAAAACCCACAGACGUGGAAAAGGAGUCUUUGUCUGUUUCUAACCAUGAAACGCAAAAAGAGGAGGAGCCUUUUCCCUCUUUCCAGCCUUUCCUUGGGAAUAUUGUCAUCACUGACAUCACGACGAACUGCCUCACCGUUACGUUCAAGGAAUACAUCACAGCAUAGUAAAACUGAACGCCAACCGUGUAAAUGUCCAGAAGAUUUUUUUAUUCAUAUUUUCUGAGCUGCUUGAAUGUAUUAACGUCUUUAAUUUCCUAAAGGUCAGAAAAAUAUUUGAAUCCAACCAGUUAUUUGCUAUAUAUUAUUUCUUAUAAGGUUUAGCUGUUUCUGGAUACAGUAUCUGCUUUCACUGUAGUUUCUAAAGGCAAAAAAAAAAAAAAAAAUCCUAAACUAUUAAGUAAAAACGCACUUCAUGUUUUCUAUGGAUAUUAUUUGAUUUAUAUACUCAGCUUCUAAUUUGGAGAGAAGGUUAAAAAUGUGGAUAAUGGGGAGAAUUUUGUAAGACAGAAACUUUAUAUUUAAGUGUUUAAAUGACUGUGUGUAUUUAUGAAUGAGAACAGACGGACAAAUUAUGCCAUUCGGCGCCCUUGAA
Molecule: messenger RNA, 2294 nt
Organism: Thalassophryne amazonica
Lineage: Eukaryota; Metazoa; Chordata; Actinopteri; Batrachoidiformes; Batrachoididae
Product: E3 SUMO-protein ligase CBX4-like
Exons: 5
Coding region: 191-1867 (558 amino acids)
Biological process (GO): negative regulation of DNA-templated transcription
Source: RefSeq, a predicted model, not a curated record